GCAGCCUAUAUAAGCACGAGCCCCCCGAGGUAUGCAACUUCAUUCUUGGGACUCAAGAAACACGGUAAGGUUAGAGGGCAUAGGGACAUACAAGAUGGGGAUCCUGCAAAAACGUCAGUUUGAAAGAGUGAAGCCAUUCCUAGCAGUUGUGUUCUUGCAGUUUGGAUUUGCAGGUAUGGACGUUCUAUCUAAGGCUGCACUGAACAAGGGGAUGAGCAACUACGUAUUUGUGGUCUAUCGACAUGCUAUUGCCUUUGUCAUCAUCACCCCUUUCGCAGUGAUUCUAGACAAGAAAGCGAGGCCCAAGAUGACAAUUUCAAUCUUCACGAAGAUUGUGGCGCUAAGCAUUCUAGAGCCAGUUAUUGACCAGAAUUUAUAUUUUUUGGGAAUGAAGUACACAACAGCAACUUUUGCCUCAGCAAUGAGCAAUAUGGUCCCUGCCAUUACCUUCUUGAUGGCUUGGAUUCUAAGGCUUGAGAAGAUAAAAUUAAGAAGCAUACGCAGCCAUGCAAAGGUGGCAGGAACUGUAGCAACAGUUGCUGGAGCCAUGGUCAUGACAUUGAUGAGAGGCCCGGUGCUUGAAAUUUUUGAGGCACACCGUACAAAUACCCACAACCAACGAAGUGGUGGAUCAAAUCUUCAACAUGUAAUAAAAGGAUCCGUGAUGAUCACCACGGGUUGCUUUUGUUGGUCUUGUUUCAUGAUUCUCCAAGCCAUUACCCUUGAAACCUACCCUGCUGAGCUCUCCCUCACAGCAUGGAUAUGCUUGUUGGGAACAGCUGAAGGUGCCGCGGUGGGCCUGGUUAUGGAAAGGAGAAAUCCUUCAGUUUGGUCACUGCAUUGGGAUACGAAAUUGCUGGCUGCUGUCUACAGUGGCAUAGUCUGCUCAGGGCUGACUUACUAUAUCCAAGGACUAGUGAUGAAAACAAGAGGCCCCGUCUUUGUGACAGCAUUUAGUCCCUUGUGCAUGGUAAUUGUAGCUGUCAUGGGCUCAUUCAUUCUGUUUGAGCAAAUGUACCUUGGAAGGGUGAUAGGUGCCUUCGUCAUUGUUUUCGGCCUGUACCUUGUGGUGUGGGGUAAAAGCAAAGAUUAUGACCUGUCAACACCAACUGCUAAAGAGAUCUUAUCACCAACUAAGCUAAUUGCAGACGGAGGCAGCAACAGAAAGGACAAUGAUGAUAAUGAGGUCAUCAUUAUCACUAAUUCUGGCCAAGGAACCAUUGCGCGGGAUGAACAAGUGUGAAGAAAGCAUACCAAUAACUAGUUAGAUUUGAAAGCAUUCAGUUACAAUGCCCCCAUCAAAUGCCUAUGACCACGAUAACAGUUUGUAGGCAUCCAAUUAUUUGAUCUUUCAAUCACCAUGUACUGUGAGUGGAGGUUUAUACUGUAACAAGUUGUUAUAAUAAGGCAGGAAGAUAAAUCACAAAGAAAAUAGCUCAGCCUCGAAUAUGUACAUUA
Neltuma alba is the source of this 1458-nucleotide messenger RNA. Its product is annotated as WAT1-related protein At2g37460. NCBI's taxonomy places the organism in Eukaryota, Viridiplantae, Streptophyta, Magnoliopsida, Fabales, Fabaceae. Gene Ontology annotation, cellular component: membrane. Bases 32 to 1243 code for a protein of 403 amino acids. The record is from RefSeq and is a predicted model, not a curated record. The transcript has 7 exons. Gene Ontology annotation, molecular function: transmembrane transporter activity.